This is a messenger RNA of Helianthus annuus (common sunflower), 1993 nucleotides long. Its product is annotated as ketol-acid reductoisomerase, chloroplastic-like. The coding region runs from base 108 to 1865 and encodes 585 amino acids. Lineage: Eukaryota; Viridiplantae; Streptophyta; Magnoliopsida; Asterales; Asteraceae. Gene Ontology annotation, biological process: L-valine biosynthetic process. The transcript has 9 exons. Gene Ontology annotation, molecular function: ketol-acid reductoisomerase activity. The record is from RefSeq and is a predicted model, not a curated record. Gene Ontology annotation, cellular component: mitochondrion; chloroplast.
UCCACAACCACAUACGUCUCACACUACACACCCAUACAAAUAGGGCUACAGAAUACCGACACAAACCUCAGACACCUUCACUCCGCCGUUUCUCCUCAUCCACGACAAUGGCAACCGCCACAACCUCCUUCUCCACCUUCACCCCGACCACCUCAUCCUCACCAUCUCUCAAAGUUUCCCCCAAAACCUUAGUCUCCAAUGUCGGCUUCCUGUCUUCCAAAACACCCUCCAAACCCCUCAAAACCCGCUCCAAUGUCGCUUCCGGAUCUGCUCUCGGAGCCCGCAUGGUUUCAGCCCCCCCUGCAAUAACCAAACCUCCAACGCUUCUCGAUUUUGAAACCUCUGUUUUCAAAAAGGAAAAGAUUAACCUUGCCGGUCAUGAUGAGUAUAUUGUGAGAGGAGGAAGAGAUUUGUUUCAUUUGUUGCCAGAUGCAUUCAAAGGUAUUAAGCAGAUUGGUGUUAUUGGAUGGGGUUCUCAGGGUCCUGCUCAAGCUCAAAAUCUCAGGGAUUCUCUUACAGAAGCUAAAUCUGAUAUUGUAGUGAAGAUCGGUUUACGAAAGGAUUCGAGCUCGUUUAACGAGGCUCGGGCUGCUGGCUUCUCUGAAGAAAGUGGAACCCUUGGAGAUAUUUAUGAGACUAUCUCUGGCAGUGAUUUGGUUCUGCUUUUAAUUUCGGAUUCCGCUCAGGCUGAUAAUUAUGAGAAAAUCUUUUCACACAUGAAGCCAAACAGCAUACUUGGACUUUCACACGGGUUUCUUCUUGGUCAUCUGCAAUCGGUCGGGCUUGAUUUCCCCAAGAACAUAAGUGUGGUUGCUGUGUGUCCCAAAGGAAUGGGUCCAUCCGUAAGGCGUCUGUAUGUUCAAGGCAAAGAGAUUAACGGAGCCGGAAUCAACGCAAGUUUUGCUGUCCAUCAGGAUGUUGACGGACGAGCCACUGAUGUUGCACUUGCAUGGUCGGUUGCUCUCGGUUCACCUUUUACAUUCGCCACUACACUUGAGCAGGAGUAUAAGAGUGAUAUAUUCGGGGAGCGAGGUAUUUUACUUGGUGCGGUGCAUGGUAUUGUGGAGUCGUUGUUUAGAAGGUAUACCGAAGAUGGUAUGAGUGAAGAUUUGGCUUACAAAAAUACGGUCGAGUGCAUAACCGGCAUUAUAUCAAAGAUAAUCUCAACUCAAGGCAUGAAAGCCGUAUACGAGUCAUUGACCGAAGAAGGCAAAAAAGAGUUCUUGAUGGCAUACAGUGCAUCUUACUAUCCUUGUAUGGACAUUUUGUACGAGUGCUAUGAGGACGUGGCGGCUGGCAGUGAGAUCAGAAGCGUUGUGUUGGCUGGCCGUCGAUUUUAUGAAAAAGAGGGUUUGCCAGCAUUCCCUAUGGGCAAGAUUGAUCAAACCCGAAUGUGGAAAGUAGGUGAGCAGGUUCGGGCUGUCCGACCCGCGGGUGAUUUAGGCCCAUUGUAUCCUUUCACAGCCGGUGUUUAUGUGGCACUAAUGAUGGCCCAGAUUGAGGUGUUGAGGAAGAAAGGACAUUCUUACUCCGAGAUCAUCAACGAAAGCUUGAUCGAGUCAGUGGAUUCAUUGAACCCGUUCAUGCAUGCUCGAGGUGUGUCGUUUAUGGUGGACAACUGUUCAACAACCGCAAGGUUGGGAUCAAGGAAAUGGGCUCCACGGUUUGAUUAUAUUCUUACCCAACAAGCUUUAGUUGCUGUAGACAAUGGGGCCCCACUUAACCAGGAUUUGAUCAGCAACUUCUUUGAAGAUCCGGUGCACGAUGCUGUUAAAGUUUGUGCAGAGUUGAGACCGACUGUUGACAUUUCAGUGCCUGCUGAUGCCGACUUUGUCAGACCUGAGUUGCGUCAAGGUAGCAACUGAGUGGGUUUUGUCUAGUUUAUCUUGGCGCUAUGCAGAUUAUUAUUCUGUGUACGUGCUUCUUAUGAAUGUUGUUCCGACUUUGUUGAAUUUUGUAAUAAAAGUUGUUCGGCCUUGCGUUUGUUUACAAA